AUGGACCGGCUCCCGGAGAGUAUAAAUUUCGCCGGUGAAGAGCGGAAGGUUUUGGAGUAUUGGAAAAAACUCGGCGUCUUCAAAAACUGUCUCAGACAGUCUAAAGGGAGACCUAGGUUCACUUUCUACGAUGGACCUCCGUUCGCGACCGGCUUACCGCAUUACGGUCAUUUGCUGACGGGGACCAUCAAAGACAUAAUACCGAGGUUCGCGCAUCAGAGUGGUUUCCAUGUCGAGCGGAGGUUCGGAUGGGAUUGCCAUGGUCUCCCUGUAGAAUUCGAGAUCGAUAAGUUGUUGGGUGUCAAGGGACCCGAGGAUGUGGCUAAGCUGGGCAUCGAGAACUACAACAAGGAAUGCCGUAAGAUCGUGAUGAGAUACUCAGAGGAGUGGGAGUCGACUGUUACCCGGAUGGGGCGAUGGAUCGAUUUCGAAAACGAUUACAAGACAAUGUAUCCCUGGUUCAUGGAAAGCGUGUGGUGGGUUUUCGAGCAGCUCUACAACCAAGGCUUCAUCUACAAAGGUGUCAAAGUCAUGCCCUAUUCGCCGACCUGCAAUACACCGUUGUCGAACUUCGAAGCUGGUCAGAACUACAAAGAAGUCGUCGAUCCUGCCAUCACGGUGACCUUUCCCUUGGACGAGGAUCCGAAAGUGUCUCUCGUCGCGUGGACGACCACCCCGUGGACCCUGCCGAGUAAUGUUGCACUUUGCGUCAAUCCAGAGCUCAUCUACGUCACGGUACAAGAUACAUCGUCGGGGGCGCUGUAUAUCAUGAUGAAAAGUCGGCUGUCGCAAGUCUUCAAAACUGAGGAUGCCUACAAAAUCCUCCGGGAAUUCAAAGGCAUAGAGCUCAAAGGCAAAUCGUACAAACCUAUCCUGCCCUACUUUGAGAAGCUCAAGGCGAAGGGUUCAUUCCGAGUGCUGUGUGACGGCUACGUCACAUCGGAAAGUGGUACCGGAGUCGUACAUCAAGCACCAUACUUCGGAGAAGACGAUUACCGGGUCUGCCUUCUCAACGGAGUGAUCACCAAAGAUCAGGAUAUCGUUUGCCCAUUAGAUGCGGCCGGACGAUUUGUAGAUCCGGUCAGCGAUUUCAAAGGGCUUUACGUCAAGGACGCGGACAAAAGCAUAAUUGCGAAAUUGAAGAAAGACGGACGUUUGGUUCAAGCAGCGACAACGAAACACAAUUAUCCUUUCUGUUGGAGGUCGGAUACGCCGCUCAUUUACCGGGCCAUCCCUUCUUGGUUCGUUCGAGUCGAACACAUGAAGGAGAGAUUACUCGCCAGUAAUUCCGAAACAUACUGGGUUCCUGAGUUCGUCAAGGAAAAACGAUUCGGAAACUGGCUUCGCGAUGCCCGAGACUGGGCCAUUUCAAGAAACAGAUAUUGGGGAACUCCCAUACCGCUGUGGAUAUCGGACGACGGCGAGGAAAUGGUCUGUGUCGGCUCUAUCGGGGAGCUCGAAAAACUCUCCGGUCAGAAAAUCACCGAUAUCCAUCGAGAGUUCGUCGACAAGAUCGAGCUGCCCUCAGUAAGAGGCAAGGGGACUCUGAAGAGAGUUCCGGAGGUUUUCGACUGUUGGUUCGAGUCUGGUUCGAUGCCCUACGCGCAACAACAUUAUCCGUUCGAGAAUAAGAAAGAGUUCGAAGACGCGUUCCCCGCCGAUUUCAUCGCUGAAGGAGUCGAUCAGACCCGCGGAUGGUUCUACACGCUCAUGGUCCUGUCGACGGCUCUCUUCGACAAGCCCCCGUUCAAAAAUCUGAUCUGCAGUGGUCUCGUCCUAGCGAGCGAUGGCCAGAAAAUGUCGAAGCGGAAGAAAAAUUAUCCGGACCCCCUGAAGGUUAUUGACACGUACGGCGCCGAUGCCCUGAGACUUUACAUGAUAAACUCGCCGAUCGUCCGGGCCGAGAACCUUCGUUUCAAGGAAGAAGGUGUCAGAGACGUGCUCAAAGAUGUGCUCCUGCCGUGGUACAACGCGCUCAGGUUCCUCUUGCAAAACAUAGAUCUGUUCGAGAAGAACUUCAAGACGUCUUUCGUUUUCGAGGAACCAAAAGGGGUAGAGAACACCAUGGAUAAAUGGAUUCUUUCGUAUGCCAACAGCCUGGUAACGUUCCUGAAGACCGAGAUGAAAGCUUACAGACUUUACACAGUGGUUCCUCGACUACUGAAAUUCAUCGACAACCUCACCAACUGGUAUGUGCGGAUGAAUCGCAAACGGCUCAAGGGCGAUGGCGGCAGGCAGGACUGUCUACAGAGCUUGCAGACGCUUUUUUCGGUGAUUUUCGUUCUGAACCGUCUCAUGGCUUCGUUCACGCCUUUCAUCACUGAAUUCAUGUACCAGUGCAUGAAGCAGUACGUCCCCAAGAACUUGAGCCAGGAUUCGAUUCAUUACAUGAUGCUCCCCGAAACCGAUGAGUCUCUGAUCGACGACGCCGUCGAACGUCGAGUGACGCGGAUGCAAAGCGUCAUCGAGCUCGGUCGGGUUCUGAGAGAUCGAAAAACGCUCCCGCUGAAAUACCCAUUGAUGGAAGUCGUCGUGAUCCAAAGAGAACGAGAAUACCUGGAUGAUCUGAGGGUGAUGGAGAAUUAUAUUCUCGAGGAACUCAACGUCAGGAAAUUAACAGCCAGUAGUGACAAACAAGCCUUCGGUGUUUCAAUGAAGGCCGAACCCAAUAUCAAAACUCUCGGCCUGCGUCUGCGAGGGAAAUCCAAAGAAGUCGGAGACGGAAUCCGAGCUCUUAGCGACGCUGAAAUCGAAGCUUAUCUCAAGGGUGAAACGCUGAGAGUUCGCGGCGAGGAGCUGCAGGCCGGAGACGUCCAGAUUCGGGUUCAGUAUUCGGGAGAAAAUCUGGACAAGUACGAGGCUCAUUCAGAGGGCGAUGUUCUUGUUCUGCUCGAUGUGCAACCCGACGAAGAAAUGAUGAACGAAGGCAUCGCGAGAGAAAUAAUCAACCGCAUUCAGAAGAUGCGUAAAAAAGCACAUCUGGUACCUACUGAUCCCGUCGCUGUUUUCGUUAGUGCGAAACCCGAGAAUGGUGAUAUCGCGAGAAUGCUCAAGUCCCACUACGAUUUCAUUAAGAACGUGUUGAGAACUCCUUUGUCGGUCGGUCCCGCUGACGCAUCUUUGGAACUCAUAGAGAGGGGAAAGGAGACCAUCAAGGACAGUGAAUUGACCAUUACGUUCUGCUUACCUGCGGGUGCCCGAAGGAGAGAAGAUGCGAAACCCGUCCCGGUUUCCUCAGGCAGCAAAAUCAACGUGAGCGACGGUAUUUCCGUUAGAUACGCCAACGUGGAAUUCAAUGGAAAGAAGGGCACGGUCCCCUUAGAGAACCCAGCAUCGAAUUCCGUCGACACCAAAUGGCUCACGAAAUUGUUGUUCGACGCAGAGCUAUCGAAGCUGAACUCCUCGAAAGAUAAACCGUGGUGUCCAUUCGUGAACGUUCAUGUAGAUGGCAGGAGAGGCGUCCUCUUCCUAGAGAAUCCAAUUGGUGAACGUAGGCUGGCUUAUGGAGAUCUUCAAGAAGCUAUCCGAACGGUUUUCAAAAUUUCGAUGUUCAGAGCUAUUGAAAUAUUUGUUGACGACGCAUUGACGCUUCCUUUCCGCGCGGAGCAUCUUGUGAACGGUAGCAACAUCCAUGUGAAGGUUAUUUAUAAAUGA
Molecule: messenger RNA, 3654 nt
Organism: Galendromus occidentalis (western predatory mite)
Lineage: Eukaryota; Metazoa; Arthropoda; Arachnida; Mesostigmata; Phytoseiidae
Gene: IleRS
Product: Isoleucyl-tRNA synthetase
Exons: 7
Coding region: 1-3654 (1217 amino acids)
Biological process (GO): isoleucyl-tRNA aminoacylation
Molecular function (GO): aminoacyl-tRNA deacylase activity; tRNA binding; isoleucine-tRNA ligase activity
Source: RefSeq, a predicted model, not a curated record